Mycosarcoma maydis (corn smut) is the source of this 285-nucleotide messenger RNA. RefSeq lists its product as uncharacterized. The transcript has 3 exons. The record is from RefSeq and is a predicted model, not a curated record. Gene Ontology annotation, cellular component: endoplasmic reticulum. The coding region runs from base 1 to 285 and encodes 94 amino acids. Lineage: Eukaryota; Fungi; Basidiomycota; Ustilaginomycetes; Ustilaginales.
AUGCCGACGUUUAAAGAUAUCAGAGCGAAGAACGCGCAGUUUGCGGCGUCUGCAAGAGAGAAUGCGGGCAAAGCGCGAGUUAGGACGUCGAAAGACGCACCGGAUUCGGUCGAGGCCAAACAGUCGCAGCAACAAGGAGGACGCAACAUAGUCAAGCGCGCUCGUAGCGACCGUCGAGCGCAGAACAAGAGUGCAGGUUUGAGCAAUAACAAGCUCGCGCUCGGCUUGAUCGUGUUCGUCGUAUGCGGAGGCGUCUUCUUCGAGCUGAUCCGGCUGUUUCUGUAG